Messenger RNA from Homalodisca vitripennis (glassy-winged sharpshooter), 721 nucleotides. RefSeq names its product histone acetyltransferase p300-like. The record is from RefSeq and is a predicted model, not a curated record. NCBI's taxonomy places the organism in Eukaryota, Metazoa, Arthropoda, Insecta, Hemiptera, Cicadellidae. Gene Ontology annotation, cellular component: histone acetyltransferase complex; transcription regulator complex. The transcript has a single exon. Bases 11 to 721 code for a protein of 236 amino acids. Gene Ontology annotation, molecular function: transcription coactivator activity; histone acetyltransferase activity; chromatin DNA binding. Gene Ontology annotation, biological process: positive regulation of transcription by RNA polymerase II.
GACUGAACCUAUGGAUCAUGAGUCCAUAAAAGAAGAGCACACAACGAUAAAAAAAGAACCAAGAUCACCCAAAGAAGAGCCUGAUAUCAAACCACCUGUUCCCAUAGAACCAAUUGCCCAAGGAUCUGACAAAAAGAAAAAGUGCCUGUUUAAACCUGACGAGCUGAGGCAAGCCUUGAUGCCGACCUUAGAGAAAUUGUAUCGGCAAGACCCUGAAUCACUGCCAUUCCGCCAGCCCGUGGAUCCUCAGUCCCUGGGCAUCCCUGAAUAUUUUGAGAUCGUGAAGCGGCCUAUGGAUCUGUCCACAGUGAAACGCAAGUUGGACACGGGGCAGUAUUCAGACCCCUGGGAAUACGUGGACGAUGUCUGGCUUAUGUUUGACAACGCCUGGCUGUAUAACAGGAAGAGUUCUCUUGUAUAUAGGUAUUGUACAAAGUUAUCGGAAGUGUUUGAGGUGGAAAUUGACCCAGUGAUGCAACUUCUGGGUUACUGCUGUGGUCGCAAGUACACUUUCAAUCCACAAGUCCUCUGUUGUUACGGCAAGCAACUGUGCACCAUUCCUAGAGACGCAAAGUAUUACAGCUACCAAAACAGAAGCUAUGGUGUUGUGUCGGAUAGAUAUACGUUCUGUCAGAAGUGCUUCAACGACAUACCCGGUGACACAGUCACGCUUGGUGAAGACCCAACACAACCUCAAACUAUAAUAAAAAAUGAGUAUUGA